UAUAACAAGGUCGCAGGCUGCUUCAUAGACUUAUUGUCUAUCUCUACUCACUGCUCCGUCUGCCGUCUUGGCUCGCAACAAACUUGUUGGGGCUGAAACACACAUACCCCUGAACAUUACACGUCUUCAACCCCUUCACGGAACGACUCGCUUUACUCGGACAUCCACAUCUUGAGACACCCAUCAAGCAUGACAUCUACGACGAUGCCGAAAGACAUGGCCCUGCCAGCCGUCCCAGCGCCUCUCUACACACAAGGCCCAAUCAUGUCCGCACACUCACCAGCAACAAACAAGCAAAACACGACACACGACGACGAAGACAAGGAAGCAGACGUGGCGAGGUUGCGUGGUGGAUGCUGUAUCUGUACGUCCAUUGAUGCACUCUGUGAUAUCGUCACGAGUAUUGUGUGUUGUCCUUGUAAAGCACUGAGUGGAUGUUGCUGCUGUUGAAAAAGGUGCACUAGCAAGCACACCUGGUGUGAUUUACGGUUUUUGUUGGUUGUACUUACAGCUCGAUCACGGCGCAAUGGUCGGCGUCGAAGCUGAUGCAAUCUAUGGUUGUGUCGACGAUGAGGGGAGUCCGAUCGUCACGUUCGAAGCCAUUUACGUUUCCACAUAUGUCCAUUCUGGCAAUGCAAUCUUUAUGAAAUAAGUCUGCUGAUACCCUUUACCAUAUCUGUCGCGUCAGGCGUUGCAAUCCUUAUGACUUAUGAUUCAGUCGCUGAUACUGAUAUGCCGUGUGUGUCCAUCUCUGUGAUGC
This is a messenger RNA of Protomyces lactucae-debilis, 760 nucleotides long. RefSeq lists its product as uncharacterized. The coding region runs from base 190 to 450 and encodes 86 amino acids. The record is from RefSeq and is a predicted model, not a curated record. NCBI's taxonomy places the organism in Eukaryota, Fungi, Ascomycota, Taphrinomycetes, Taphrinales, Protomycetaceae. The transcript has a single exon.